Messenger RNA from Chironomus riparius, 1129 nucleotides. Lineage: Eukaryota; Metazoa; Arthropoda; Insecta; Diptera; Chironomidae. The record is from the annotation of a GenBank genome assembly.
AUAGCCGUCACUUUUUGUGUGAUGUCAAGUGACGAGUAAAAUAAAGAAGAACUGAAUUUGUGGCUUGAUCGAAAAAUAUAAUGAAAGAGAUUUUAAUCGCAACCCUCCUUCUGGGUUGUCUAAUUGCAUCUGUGACGGCCGAACGUGGUCUGUUUGAGUUUCACGAUACUUACGGACGAUGUUGGCGCUGCUUGCCUGGUUCAUCAUGUGUCAGAUGUUCUACUAUUUUUGUACCGUUUGUAGCUGGACCGCCACUUAUUUGGGAUCGGACCUGCGGACAGCCUACUGCUGAAGUAUGUGCUGCUAAUCCUGGUGUAAAGUUUCCACAUCAGGAUAUUGGAUUCUAUUGGGUGUGUGCUGAUGAAGGCGUCGUUGCAGAAGCGCCAUGCUUUUGUGAUCAUGUAUUUGAUAUGCGAGCACAGCAAUGUGUUAAAUCUGACGUUUUGACAUCAAUUGGAUGUGAUCAAUAUGCUAAUUUUGAUCCACAUGACUGCUUGAGUGACGAACCACGUCCUCCUCCAUCGACCUUAGCUCCAACUGAUACAACAACACCAACAACGACAACAACAACAAUUGGUGGUCCAGCAAAUACUCCUUCAGUUCCAACAGCUCCAAAUGAUUCAACAACAACAACACCUGGAACAACGCCAUCGGUUCCAACAGCACCGAAUGAGCCAACAACAGAAUCUACAACAACAACUACAACAACAACAACACCAAUAAAUGGUGUUACAACAACAACAACGACAGCAGGACCAACAAGAACUACAGAAAUGGCUGGUCCAGGAACAUUAGAUCCAGGAAAUCCAACACCAGAUACAACACCAGCACCAUGUGUUUGUGUCGUCUGGUGGCCAUGCUGGUGUAACCCAUGCUGGAAUAUGCCAUGUCAUAGCUGUAAUGGCUGUGUUGGAAUGAUGGGAUAGGCACAAAAGCCACAAAAUAAUCCUUUGCCAGAAAGAACAUCAAUCAUCACAAAUGAAGAAGAUCAGAGGGAGUUUGCUUAGUUGUCUUAACUCGAAGGUGCUUCCUUGAGUCUGGAUAAGUGAGAUGAACCCUGCAGUGAGAGAUGAGCACAUUGUUGAUUCUUAGGAGUUCUCAAUUUAGUGCAUUGUUGUCCAACCUUUUU